AUGGACUUCGUAGUAGGAUUACCCAGGACAAGGAAGGGUUUUGAUUCAAUUUGGGUGGUGGUAGACCGUUUGACUAAGGUGUCGAGAUUUAUUCCGAUGAAGGAAACGUGGAGCAUGAAGCAGCUAGCCGACGCAUACGUCAAAGAAAGCGUUCGACUUCAUGGUAUACCUAAAAGUAUCAUCUCAGAUAGAGACCCUCGACAUUUGUCACACUUUUUGGAGCAAUUACAAGAAGCCUUCGGGACAACAUUGAAAUUCAGCAUCGCUUUUCAUCCAGCGUCUGACGGCCAAACCGAGAGAACAAUCCAAACAUUGGAAGACAUGUUGAGAUUCCACCACUCCAGCAUUCAGAUGUCCCCGUAUGAAGCACUAUAUGGACGUAAAUGUAGAAUGCCAAUCUGUUGGGAAGAUCUAGAUCGCAUAGUUCCUGUUGGUCCCGAAUUGAUUCAAGAAUCCAUGGAGCAGGUAUCUCCUACUCCUGACGUUAAAUGUUUUGGGAUUGGCGGAAAGCUCAGUCCGAAGUUCAUUGGUCCUUAUGAGAAAUACUUCCAUGAUCCCUCACACAUGUUAACAUCUGAACAUCUACAGUUAGAUGAGAACCUCAGUUAUGAAGAACGACCACUAAAAAUCAUGGAUAAACGAGACAAAGUCUUGAGAAAUCAGACCAUUCCUUUAGUCGAGGUACUAUGGACAAAUCACAGAGUGGAAGAAGCAACAUGGGAAAGAGAGUUAAAUAUGCGUAAACGCUUCCCUCAAUUAUUUUGA
Molecule: messenger RNA, 765 nt
Organism: Amaranthus tricolor (Joseph's coat)
Lineage: Eukaryota; Viridiplantae; Streptophyta; Magnoliopsida; Caryophyllales; Amaranthaceae
Exons: 4
Coding region: 1-765 (254 amino acids)
Biological process (GO): DNA integration
Molecular function (GO): nucleic acid binding
Source: RefSeq, a predicted model, not a curated record